This is a messenger RNA of Punica granatum (pomegranate), 2494 nucleotides long. NCBI's taxonomy places the organism in Eukaryota, Viridiplantae, Streptophyta, Magnoliopsida, Myrtales, Lythraceae. The record is from RefSeq and is a predicted model, not a curated record.
UCUGUUCUCGAUACCCGAAGGUCCUCAGCCAUGGCGGCAAAUGGCAAUCACUUCACUGCUUUCCAACCUCUCCCUCUCUCCUCUCUCUCUGCAUCGAUUCCCCAAUCGCUUCUUUCCUGUUCCUGUGUGCGAUAGAUAGAUUGAUUGAUUGAUCGAUGCAUCCGCAGUCUCUUCUGGCUUCGGCCACCAUCAACAUAGGCAUGGCGUUCCUGGUACUCUCCCUCUUCUCCAUCUUCAAGAAGCAGCCCUCCACCGCCCCCGUCUACUACGCCCGCCGCCUCUCCCAGCGCAGUCGCGUUCCCUUCGAUCCUCCCCUCACCUUCCGCCGCUUCACCCCGUCGGUCUCCUGGAUCCUCAGGGCCUUCCGCGUCACCGAGGAUGAAGUCAUCGAGUCCAGCGGCCUCGACGCCCUCAUCAUCAUUCGCCUCUUCAAGUUCGGGAUCAAGUUCUUCGUGGUUUGCUCUCUUAUCGGAGUGGUAAUACUUCUCCCAGUUAAUUACAAUGGUCAAGAUGGUCCACCUCUGAGCUACAAUUCCUUGGAUGCUUUUACCAUAUCCAACAUUAGGAGAGGCUCUAACAGGUGUUCUUUCCCCAUGAUUGCCAGGCUUUGGGUCCACUUUUCAUGCUUAUGCUUCAUAUCUUUCUAUGGAUUGUACCUAUUGAACAGGGAAUAUUAUGAGAUUUUGUCUAGGAGGAUUCAGAGACUUCAACAUAUAAGACAUCGACCGGACCAGUUCACUGUUCUAGUUCGGGGAAUCCCCUUCUGCCCUGAGCACAAGGCUCGCAGUUGUCAUGUUGACCACUUCUUUUCGAAACAUUAUCUUGACAGCUAUAGUUCCUAUCAAAUGCUGUAUCAUGGAAGCGAUAUUGAGGGCCUAUUGGACCAGGCAAAAUCAACCGCGAAGAAGAUAGAGGAACUUAAGAAGACAUCCACAGUAAAGAGACAUGAUAAGGAACUCUUACUUGAAAAUGGAACUCGAGAAGAUUUUGCCAAAAUAGCAUUGCAUGAGGAGAAGCUUCAGGAACUUUCUCGUAAGGUACACCAGUUGCAGAGUGAAAGUGUACUGAAAGGAAAGGAACUGGCUGCCGCCUUUGUUACUUUCAGGUCACGUCAGGGGGCUUCUUUAGUUGCACAGUCACAGCAGCAUCCACAUCCACUUUUGUGGAUCACUGAAACGGCUCCAGAACCUAGAGAUGUAUCAUGGAAGAAUCUGGCUAUUCCGCACAGGAUCUUGCCACUGAAUAAAAUCUUUGUCAUUCUUGCAUCCACGCUGCUUACCCUGUUCUUUGCUGUCCCAGUAACUGCUGUCCAAGGAAUAGCAAAAUUUGAGAAACUUAAGGAAUGGUUUCCUCCUGCCAUGGCUGUACAGUUGAUUCCAGGAUUAAGGUCCAUUGUGACAGGUUAUCUUCCAAGUGUUAUUCUCAAUGGGUUCAUAUACGUAAUCCCAUUUGCAAUGCUCGGCAUAGCUAAACUAGCUGGAUGCAUAUCAAAGAGCAAGGAGGAGUUAAAAGCUUGUAACAUGGUUUUCUACUUUCUAGUGGGUAAUGUAUUCUUCUUGAGUCUGCUAUCUGGCUCCUUGCUCGAUGAGAUAGGAGAAUCCGUGACUCACCCGAAGAACUUCCCUAGUCAUCUUGCCAGGGCUGUCUCUGCUCAAGGAGAUUUCUUCACUACAUACAUUUUGACCGAUGGGCUUUCAGGUUUUUCUUUAGAAAUACUUCAACCAGGAUUUCUCCUGUGGGAUACAGUAAAGUCCCUCACAUAUGCUCGCGGGAAGGAGAAAAAACCUUACCUUUAUUCUUUCCCUUUCUUCCGAGUUAUCCCGGUGGCAUCUCUGGCAGUUUUAAUCGGAAUGGUGUAUGCUGUGGUUGCACCGCUGCUGCUGCCAUUUCUCAUUUGCUACUUCUGUUUAGGUUAUGUUGUCUAUGUAAACCAGAUCCAAGAUGUCUAUGAGACAGUCUAUGAUACAUGUGGAAAGUACUGGACAUGCGUUCAUCAUUACAUAAUUGUCGCCAUUAUUCUUAUGCAAGUCACCAUGAUUGGCCUCUUUGGUUUGAAAUCAAAGCCAGCUGCUUCUAUAUGCACGGUUCUACUUCUUUUGCUGUCGCUGCUGUUCGAUAGAUACUGCAAGAUCCGUUUCUAUCCCACAUUUCGUCAUUACACAGUUCAGAAUGCAAGAGAAAAUGAUGAACUCGACAAAAAGAGUAACCUGCUGCAAGAGAAUUACCAGAACGCCGUAACUGCAUACCGCCCUCCUUUUCUACGGCCUGUGGAGUUCGUGGGGUCUGAGUCGAGUUCCACGCAACCAUUAGUGUCUACAUUGUAGUUUAUAUACUCGAACAUCUGUCUUCCCUUAAUUCUCUCUGUAUUUCCCGUUAGUGACGGGAGAUCAUUACUUCGUAAAACUAUAGUGCACAGUUGAAACAGUUGGAAUGAAAUGUGUUGUACAUAGAUGGAGAACUACAUUUGCAUAUCGAUUGAUCGAUUCAACUCUAA